Thunnus maccoyii (southern bluefin tuna) is the source of this 5403-nucleotide messenger RNA. It is a transcript of the gene plekhm3, whose product is annotated as pleckstrin homology domain containing, family M, member 3. Bases 2822 to 5179 code for a protein of 785 amino acids. The record is from RefSeq and is a predicted model, not a curated record. The transcript is spliced from 8 exons. NCBI's taxonomy places the organism in Eukaryota, Metazoa, Chordata, Actinopteri, Scombriformes, Scombridae.
UUUAUGUUCUAUAUCUCCUGCUUUGCCCCGGCUUUACCCCAACACAAUACCAGUAAAUCUCCACGGAGACGUAAUGCUCAUGAUGUGAGUGAGUGAGCAGUUUUAUCUUCUACUGGAGUGACAUUGCUCACGGAUGGAGAGAGGGUAGCCGUUAGCUUCCAGCUAACUAGCACCCCGGCUCCCAUCACAUCAGCUGGGAACAGAAGAGGCCUUUCUCAGCCUUUCUCAGCAUUUUGUCAGCCAACCCUCUGAAUGAUUCAUCCAUUUCUAAUAUUUAUGUAGAAGUGUCGUGAUAAAUAAGAUGUAUUAGCGAGCUAGCUCACAUAGCAAGUCACGGUAGCUAAGCAGUAGGCUGACCGUGGCUUCACCUCUGCCAGUGUUUACUGCUGACACACACAAACACACACUGUAAACGACUGUACUGAGGCUUCAAUCGGGUUUGUUUUAUUUCUGACUGCUUCUAGUCAGAAUAAACUUUGGUAACAUUGUGUAUUAAAAGUAAUUAAGGACGAGUUAAGCUAACAGGCAAUAGUUAUAUUCAGUCUCCAUGAUGUAAGUUCUCACUCUGAAUUGAAGAUGUAAUUAACCUGUAUAUCAACAUUCAAUAUCAUGUUUAUCAUGUUAAGUGUAACAGCUGAGUGACGAACAAUUCCUCUACCUUAUACCUUAUACCAAAGUAUAAAAACAUUUUAAAAAGCAUCUGAAAUGUAUGGGUGCAUAAAAAGGUAAUUAUAGAUGUGAGUUUUCAUUUGGAUAAAGUAAAAGAGUAAAAACAAAAGGUGCUGCACUUACAGGACAAACACACACAAAAAAGCUGCUCUCUGACUGUGUUGUUUUGGUGGACAAAGACCUGAGUCAGCAACCUCAAGAGAACCUCACAUUGCACACUGUGCUCAUGUUUUCUGUAUUUGAAUCGCAGAGUUAUGAGCUUUUCUUAUGUAAUAGACAGAAUUACUAUAAUAGUAAAUUGUGAAUAAAAUUCCAAACAUGUUGCUACAACCUGAGUAUGACAUCAGAGUGGUGUUAAAUGUAUAUGAUGAAUUUGUUGUGGCUAAUUCAGGCUCUAACCAAAUAACACAUACUUCUUUUUAAACUGUACCUGUCUGACUUCCUAAAAAAGAAUAAUGCUUUAUUUAAGUUUGAUAAAAGGUGCCGUAAAGCUUUCACAUAAAGGAACAGAUAAAAUAUUUUUGUUAAAUUCAUAAAAAUGAAUUUUGUUAAUUUUAUAAAUCUGUGCAAAACCCCAAGUAGAUGGAGCCUGGUUCCAGACCUCUGAAUUGCUGCCAACAUCUCAGAUUCUGUUCAGGGAUUCAAAAACUGUACAUUCAAAUAAAGCAGGGAAAGAAAAUAAAUAGUAAUUCAAUCUAAUUAUCAGGCUAAAGCAGAUAUAACCUUUGGGAUGUACACAUUUAGGGCAAUGGUGGUGAGAGUUGGAUGUAUUUAGAUUUUAGUAAAAUUAAACAAUUUGAUAUUUUGUUGGUGUAAGUAUUUGAUUUGUUGAGUUUCGUUCAUUCAGCUGUUUUCCUCAUGGUGACCACAGACUCCAGGUCAGAUUUUAGACAUUUUUUUCAAAAGUUGUCUAUUGAAGAUAAAGAGAUUUGUACUUAGGUUUUGAUAUGAGUGGACUUUUACUAAUUAUUCUAAUGUGCUUCUGCAUAGUUGACGGUAAUGGCUUGACAGCAUGUGUGAGUCAACGGGUGUUCAGUGGGAAGCUCAAUGACUAAUUCAUCUUGAUGACUUGCUCAGUAAGAUCAGAGCUGUAUCUGUAGGAAGAUGAUGUCAUGGUAAAAUGCGUAUACAGCCUCAUGAGUACAUACAGGGUCAUACUGUGUGUUCAUUUAAAAUGUAAACUAGUGAGUGUUAGUGAUGGAGACACAUUAACCAUGGAUAUGUCAGAAAAGCUGCUAGCCUUGUCCCCAAGUCCCCAAACAAAACAUAAACAUCACCGGGACAUCUACGCUAAUAUCCUCUUUUGUAUCAUCAACAAAUGAUCAUGGAUAAAUCGUAAAUAUUCAAUAUAUCGCCCGGCUCUACUAGAAAUUGGAUUACAGUGAUGUAAUGGCCUUUUAAAAAAUUCAUAUGCGGGGAAAAGUAAAAGAGCCUGAGCCGUGGAGGAGAAGAAAAUCAAUGAGAGGGAGAGAGCACAUAUGAGAAAGAAAGACAUAUAGAGAGAGAGAGAGACAGAGGAGUGGAGGGAAUAAGAAGAGACAGGCGGUCAGGCAGAUGGAUGGCAACCCCACCCCUGGCCUGCUUCCUCUCUGCCUGCCCAGUCCAGUGAUAAGCAGCUGAGGAGGAAGUCCAGUAUUAUUUCAUCAGGACAUGUGAGAGAGGAUGAUACUGCUGCUGCUGCUGCUGAGGAGGAAUCUGUGAAGCUCUGGUCUCAGUUUGAUGAGGGGACUGUAGGUGGGCAGUGAAGCCACAAACAGUCUUCACUGACUUCACAGCCACAGACGAGCCAAAACGCAAGAAUUUGUCUCCAGCCCUUGAACAGUCCUGUUUAGCUCUGGCAUUAAGCUUCAGUAGCUUUCCCCUCAAGAGGUAGAGACAUCCCAUAGAAAAGGAAGGCUGUAAGCCCUGGAUGAAGGCCCUGUCUUGAGGCAGAGAGCAGGACUUGGCUUCAGACAGCAGUUCGUGAAGCCUGCAGGCUGCUUGGAUCUUCUUCACCCCUUCCUUGCUUGCCCACAUGCCUGAAAGACUCGCAUUUGUCCAGCUGACUGCUAGUUUUGUUUGUUGGACAUGUGGAUGCUGCUAACAGGGUUUUUGUGCCCAUUUUGGAAAGCUAUCUAGUUGUGAGAUUUUCAGCUCAGGGGAAGGCCCAGCCAUGGAGGGCCUUGAGCAACUUGACAUGGUGGGAGAUAUCAGCCCGGCUCUGGAGGCUACCGAGGACUUCAUCCACUGCAUGGAUGGAAUACAAGGCCAAGGUCCGAGCCAAGCUCAGACAGGGAGCCUCCAGCCUCCCAGGCAGCCGAAGCAGUUGCAAGAGGUCUCCAGUGCCGCAUUGGGGAAACUGAGCUCCAGCGGUGUGUGGAGCCUCCUGGCUGGAGAGCAGCCGGAGGUGGGGCCCUUAGGCCUGGCAUGGGCCGACAACUUCAGCGUGUUGGGGCUGGGCAUGGGCUUGAGGCACGGCAAGAGGAGCCGAGCACGCUCCACCAACGACCUGGCAGCCCAUACCAAGGAGUGUACCAAUAACACCGCUAACUCCUCAUCCAACUCUGCCUUCAAGAAGGGACACAGCCGGUCAAGAUCAGACGUCAACUACCGGCCGUCUGCCUACACCGACAACGGACUGCCCACCAUCGACUGCAACACCUUGAAGAACAUGAUCCUCAACCACCAGCAAGAGGCUGAUAAAAGCAGCAGUAGCAGUGUGGUGAAGCAGGGAGAGAUGGAGCAGCGUGAGGGGCCCCGAGGCCGUUGGACAUCCUGUCAUGUCGAGCUGACACCCUGCGAGCUCCGUCUGUACACUCUGGACAGCAGCGCCAACCGCCAGCUAGGCACAGCCUACUCUCUGUCACACUGCCAGAGCGUCAUCUCACCAGCACCUUGCAGCCAGCCUGGCCAGAUCACCCAGCCUGCUGACCAACGCACGCUCCAAGCCUUGUUCUUCAACAGCACACGCCUCCAGCUGAGGGCGGCCAACCAAUGGGAAGCCAUGGAGUGGAGACGGCUGAUGUGGGAAAAGGUGCAGGCAGUCAGACCUGUAAGACAGGAGAACCGCCAGCGGAAGACCGAAGUGGAAAAUCAACAGGUUGCCAAGUUCCCUGCACCCAUGUCGCCCUCCUCAUCACCAUCACCGUCGGGGCUCGACACCAGGCCCGAUGGCGACAGCGACACCCCCAUCUCUGCAGAGACGUCACUCUCUCUCCAGCCUAAUUAUGGUGUCCUGAGCAGACCCACCACCCUUCCUCUGUUCACCAAAUGCUGCCAGGACGUCCUCAAAGCUGGUCUGCUCCACCAGCUGAUGGACCAGAACAACUGGAGGGCCUUCACCUUCGUCCUGACCAGAUCCUCUCUCCAGGCCUUCCCUACCGAGGGCCGCGGGUCCGUGUCGCAACCUGUCCUCCAGUACCCCCUGGUUUCCUGCUUGGCCGUGCAGAAAGAUCAAGAGCCAGAGAACGGAGCGCCAUGGACCGAUAGAGGGGACUGUUUCCAGGCUGUUUUCUCCAAAAAUGUACUCCGACUUAGAGCGGAUGAUCAGCUCAAGGCUCAGGAAUGGGUGGAGGCCCUGCAAGAGGCAGUGGGAGCACAACGGCCUGCACAAGAAGAAGCUGGAGACUUAGGAGAAGGAGCUCCGGGUCUCCAGGGGGUGCUGCUGAGAUCAAAACCAUCUCGGGAGAGGAGGCAGCGGGAGGCCCAGAGAGCCAAGCGUCAGUCAGUCACCACCAGUUUCCUGAGUAUUCUCACCUGUCUGGCUGUGGAGAAAGGGCUCACUGCUCAGAGCUUCAGGUGUGCAGGUUGUCAGCGUCCAGUUGGUCUGUCCAAAGGAAAGGCCAAGGUCUGCUACUACAGUGGCUGGUACUACUGCCAGAGCUGCCAUCAGGACAACUCCUUCCUCAUCCCAGCACGCCUGCUGCACAACUGGGACACCAGCAAGCACAAGGUGUCUAAACAGGCCAAGGAGUUCCUAGAGUUUGUGUAUGAGGAACCGCUGCUGGACGUCCAGCAGCUCAACCCUUGUCUGUAUGAGCACUGUGAGCCUCUCAGCACGGUGCUGCGUCUCCGUCAGCAGCUCCAGUCACUGCGGGCCUACCUGUUCAGCUGCCGAGCAACCGUUGCCGAGGACCUCAGACGAAGAAUUUUCCCCAGGGAAUACCUGCUACAGCACAUUCACCUGUACUCCAUGGCGGACCUGCAGCAGGUGAUUGACGGAAAACUGGCUCCAUUCUUGUCCAAGGUGAUCAAGUUUGCCAGCUCCCACGUUUUCAGCUGCAGUUUGUGUCGAGAGAAAGGCUUCAUCUGCGAGCUGUGCCACAACGGGCAGGUCAUCUACCCCUUCCAGGAGAGCGCCACCAAGAGGUGUGACGGCUGCGGCGCUGUGUUCCACACUGAGUGUCGACAGAAAGCCCAGCCGUGUCCCCGCUGCGUCCGCAGAGAACUCCACCACAAGAGGCCAUCUUCAUUCUGGUCGCCUGAUGACGACAGCCCCGGGUGCUUUCACCUGCCCUACCAAGACACCUGAGACAAACACAAACACACACACACACACACACACACACACACACACAACAGCAGUAACAAUUAGGGUGCUGCCAGGCCGUGACGCUGGACAAAGUGCCUGUUUUUCUGACUUGUGUGUGUGUGUGUCCACAACCGACUCUGUUACAGUUUCAACCGGAGGACGAGCUCACAGCAUCUGAUGCACCAUCAGGUGUAUAUUUAUUUGUGUUUACCUGCAAACACACA